UGAAUGGCGGUCAGCUGAUUAAAAACACUUACAUGACUUACAAAAGUAGAUUUUUUGCAAGAAUAUGCGCUCUUCCCAAGAUGAGGACGGUAGCAACAGACAGAGGGUGAACUCUUUCCCCCAAGGAGAUAUUCAAAAUGCUGAUGAAUCGACCCGUUUGUUGCAAUCUACUGUUUCUUUUGGGCCCCAAUUUGCGAAGAGAGAUGAGCAAAUAAAAGGGGCCACUUCUGGUAGGCAUGGGUCUGUUGAGCUUGUUCAAAGCUUGGAGGUGGUGCAAAAAUCCUCAGGUUCCUCUUGGUAUGCCUCGGUAUUCCUUGUGGUAAAUGCUGCCUUGGGCGCUGGACUCCUAAACUUCCCCCAGGCGUAUGAUGCAGCAGGGGGUGUGCUGGUUGCCGUCAUUGUACAGGCAGUCUUCAUGGUCUUUAUAGUGGUUGCCCUAAUUCUGCUCGGAUAUUGUUCGGACGUGAACCAAAGCGCCACCUAUCAGGAUGUGGUGUACUCGAUGUGCGGCAAGGCGGCACAGAAUGUAUGCUCACUAUGUAUUGUUGUGUACUGCUAUGGGACUUGCAUUACGUUCUUCAUUAUUAUCGGCGACCAACUAGACAGAUUCUUUUAUUUCAUCAGUGGUGCCGACUUUUGUCAUUAUUGGUACAUGGAUCGCAAAUUUACAAUGACCUUGUCUAGUGUUAUACUCAUUCUGCCAAUGUGCUUUCCAAAAAGAAUAGAUUUUCUUAAGUAUUCAAGCUUUUUCGGUGUUGUUGGAAUUGCCUACGUGGUACUCUUGAUCUUCAUUAAAUACUUCACAUCUGGCAUUACCCCAGGACAUAUAAAAACCAAACCAGAUAAUUUCAUGGAUAUGUUCCUGGUUGUUCCAGUCAUUUGUUUCGGUUAUCAGUGCCAUGUCAGUGUUGUACCAAUCUACUCCUGCCUCGAAAAACGCAAUGUGAAAGAAUUUUCAAAAUGUGUCGGAGUGGCGAUAUUAAUCUGUGUCCUAACUUACACCCUUGCUGCCGCGUUUGGGUACUUGACAUUUGGUUCGAACGUCGAUGCAGAUAUUCUCAAAUCAUACCAGCCCACGCCAGAAGUACUGAUAGGUGUAUUUCUCAUCGCUGCUAAGACAUAUACGACGUACCCUAUUCUGUCAUUUUGUGGCAGGGCUGCCUUCAUGAGUGUCUGGAUCCACUGGUGUUGCCUCACACCAGACCAGAUUGUAUCCGGUGAGAAAAGCCGGCGGGUAUUAGUGACACUAGUCUGGUUUGUCACGUCUUUAGUACUGGCAGUGUUUAUACCAAAUAUUGGAGCUGUGAUAUCGGUGCUUGGUGGCCUGGCUGCUGUUUUUAUAUUUGUGUUCCCUGGUAUGUGUCUCCUCCAAGUCGGGUACUUAAAAGAAGCUGAGCUUGCUCGCUGGAAGGUGCGGACAAUGAAGGGCAUGGCGGUCGCGUUCAUCGUUUUGGGUGCCUUCAUAUUUGGUGUCACGACCACACAGUCUGUCAGCAAUGAUGUGAUCAGUGCGUCUUCACCUCGUAUUGUCCACAAUGAGACGAUAUGUACGUGAUUUUAGAUAUGAACAAUAUGGGAGGAGUCGUGACAUUUGUUAGUUCCUAUCUUGUGUCACAAGCUAUAAAUGUGAUAAAAGUGUGUUCACCAGGAGUGGUACCCAACAAGACAAUGGGUGAUAUAAAUAAAGACUAGCAAAUUCUUUUAUUUAAAACUCCAUGUACAUUUACACUAGGCCUUUCUGUACAAAACUGAAGUAAAAGCAUUUGCUAGACUUUAUUCCUAUCAUCCAAUGUGUCCCAGAUUUCGGAUUCAAACAGAAGGAGUACCGCGGAAUCUUGAUAUUUUUUGUCAAAACUGAUGUGAUUUUUAUCAAAACUGAUGUGAUUGGUGUGGCUUCACCCAGGAUUGUGCACAGCAAGCCAAUGUGUGUGUGAUCAUUGAUUUGGAUAGUAAGGGGUAAAAGGGAUGACUACAACAUUUAUCGUCCUAGGGUUUCACAACCACCCAGUCUAUCAACAGUGAUGUCAUUAGUUCUUCAGAUAAUUUUGUCAGAGAUUUGUCAGAUCUCAGGUUUUGUAAUCAAGGGAUUGUAAAAAAGCUGGCUAUCAAGUAGUACUUAUACUUGGGGUGUUCGCAUAAUAUUGCCAAUGAAGACUUUUUAGCUCAGCUGAUAAAGUCAGUGGAGCUGGUCAAUUUGCUUAAAGAAUAAAUAGUUCUUUAUGGAUUAUUUAUAUUGAUUGUUGUUAAGUCUAUUAUGAUUUG
Lineus longissimus is the source of this 2262-nucleotide messenger RNA. RefSeq names its product sodium-coupled neutral amino acid transporter 7-like. The record is from RefSeq and is a predicted model, not a curated record. Bases 65 to 1555 code for a protein of 496 amino acids. NCBI's taxonomy places the organism in Eukaryota, Metazoa, Nemertea, Pilidiophora, Heteronemertea, Lineidae. Gene Ontology annotation, biological process: amino acid transmembrane transport. Gene Ontology annotation, molecular function: L-amino acid transmembrane transporter activity. The transcript is spliced from 9 exons.